Molecule: messenger RNA, 701 nt
Organism: Arachis stenosperma
Lineage: Eukaryota; Viridiplantae; Streptophyta; Magnoliopsida; Fabales; Fabaceae
Product: thioredoxin H-type 2-like
Exons: 3
Coding region: 57-452 (131 amino acids)
Source: RefSeq, a predicted model, not a curated record
AAACUUGCAUAGAUAUCAAAGUUUUGAUUUUAGUGCAAAAAAGAAAGAAAAGUAAAAUGGGAGCUAAUGCAUCAAACAUGGAGUGCUAUGGCCAUACAUCAUCAACACCACACCCAUCCUCAUCUCACAUUAUUACCUUCCAUUCCACUGCCAAAUGGAAGGCUCACUUUGAUGCCUCUAAAUUAACUAACAAGCUGAUGGUGAUCGAUUUCACUGCUACCUGGUGUGCUCCUUGCAAAUCCAUGGAUCCAAUUAUCCAAGAGUUUGCUUAUAAAUACACACAAGUUGAGUUCAUCAAGAUUGAUGUGGAUGAAUUGAUGGGGGUUUCUCAAGAAUUUCAGGUGCAAGCAAUGCCAACAUUCGUUCUGAUUAAGAAAGGAAAAGUUGUUGAUAAGGUUGUCGGUGCAAGAAAGGACCAACUCCAAAAGCUAAUUGAGAAGCAUACAAAUUGAACCAACUCAUGAUGAGUACGUGUUUGUGUGUGAUUUUGGAUCUUCAAUUCCCAUUUGGUCGUCAUCAAUCGUGAGGGAAAAAAAAUAAAAGAUGAUGCAUGGUGUUCUGCUUAAUUAAUUAGAUCAUCCUCUUAAUUACUUAAUUAAUUAAUGUACUCUGAUUUAAUUUGUUGGCUUUUAAGUUUUGUUUGAGAAAUGUAAGGCCACCGUGCAAAAGCAUUUGUCUAUUCCAAUGAAAAAUAUACUCGU